Molecule: messenger RNA, 636 nt
Organism: Iphiclides podalirius (scarce swallowtail)
Lineage: Eukaryota; Metazoa; Arthropoda; Insecta; Lepidoptera; Papilionidae
Source: the annotation of a GenBank genome assembly
AUGCGAUACGAUAAAAUCACGUACAGCGCCCCGUCCAUGCCCAGUCGAGCGAACGAGUUGAGGUCGGUUGAAGAUGAAAACAAAGAAAUAAAAUAUAAGGAAGAAGAAGCAUUGGUGGAUAAAAAUGACGGUGUUUUAAAAAAUAAAUUGGAGUUUUCAAGAUGUAAUACUGGGAAUAGCAUACAACUAAAUGAAAAUAACGCUUUUGUUAAUAACGAUUCGUCCACACAUGGAAACGACUCAGACGAUAAGGAAUGUGAACCGCGCAACAACCGUCAAAGUAACAAUAAUUUGCAAGACCAUGAAAAAAUAUCUACUUUGAAAGAAGUGAUCGAACAUGUUAUAUCUAAUAAAGCCAUACAAAAACAACCGAGUGUCGGUGAAAUUUCGUCCAAAUCGAAGCAUAGUGAAAUCGAAAGUACGACGGAAAACCAUGAAGAGGAAAAAAAAGAAAACAUAAAAUCAAUAGAGGAUAAAGAAGAAAUACAGGAAAACGAAAUUCGAGAAACUGCAAGUCCUAGUCAGUCUGACUGCAGUCGAGCAACGCGUUGGGAAGCGCUAGCAGACAUGGCCGCCGAGCUCCCGCCGUCUCUUACUAUCGAUCCUAUCACCGGUCACAUAUAUGCACUUAGUAAA